AUGUCUUCAAAAUUUGAUUAUUCAGGAAAGGUUGCGCUGGUAACAGGUGCAGGUGCAGGUAUUGGCCGUGAGACUGCACUUGAGUUUUCGAAAGCCGGUGCCAAGGUAGUAGUAGUCGUCGGCCGCACUGGAUCCAAAGUGGAAGAAACAGUUCAAUUGAUUAAUGAAGCUGGCGGAGAGGCUAUCUCAAUUGCCGCUGACGUCUCGACAGAGGAAGAGGUGAAAAAAGUGUGGAGACUACAACUUAACCAUUNCGGGCGGUUAGACAUAGCAUUUAAUAAUGCUGGUAUUCUAUAUGAAAACCGUCCUUUGGCAGAUGUUACGUCCGAGGAAUGGCAUCGUGUCAUUUCCACCAAUCUUGACAGCAUCUUUUUCGGCAUGAAGUAUCAAAUACGUGAAAUGCUUAAGCAGGACGGAGGAGCGAUUGUUAAUACUGCCUCUGCUGCAGGCGUCACAGGUAUCCGCGGAUGUGGACCUUACUGUGCUUCAAAAUUUGGCUUAGUUGGCCUUAGCGGAGCAACGGCAUUAGAUUAUGCCAGUUCAAAUAUUAGAGUGAAUGUGGUGGCACCAGGCUUGAUCGAGACGCCAAUGUUGGAGCGUUAUACCGAAGGCAAUGCGGAAAGACGCCAAGCUGCCAUAGAUACGACACCACUUGGCCGCGCUGGCUAUCCCGAAGGAAUUGCUGCAACUGUUUUGUGGCUCUGUUCAGAAUUAGGAGCGUUUACGGUUGGAGCGACCUUGGUGGUUGACGGUGGUCAGAUCUCAUAG
Molecule: messenger RNA, 768 nt
Organism: Torulaspora delbrueckii
Lineage: Eukaryota; Fungi; Ascomycota; Saccharomycetes; Saccharomycetales; Saccharomycetaceae
Exons: 1
Coding region: 1-768 (255 amino acids)
Molecular function (GO): oxidoreductase activity
Source: RefSeq, a predicted model, not a curated record